UUUUGAUCAGUCCCGUAUCGCACUUCUAUAGACCUCAUAUUCUCAGCUAGCAAAGGAGGAAACCAAAAGCAACAAUGCCUGCGACCGCCAUGUCAGCCGUAGCGAGGAUCGGACGAUCGACCAACCACCUCCGACAAGCUCAGCGCGGGUUGGCCACUCUGCACAAGAGCAGCAAGUAUGAGACGGGCAGUGACAAGGCUCCUACUGCCGUUGUCAUGAUGAACAUGGGAGGACCUGCCACCAUCCCCGAAGUCCACAGCUUCCUCUCCCGGCUCUUUCACGACCACGACCUCAUCCCCCUCCCCUUCCAAUCAUACCUUGCCCCCACCAUCGCCCGCCGAAGGACACCCAAGAUCGAGGCCCAGUACACGGCCAUCGGAGGCGGUUCCCCCAUCCUCCGAUGGACCCGAACUCAGGGAGCCGAGAUGUGUAAACUCUUGGACGAGCUCAACCCAGAGUCGGCCCCUCAUAAGCCGUACGUCAUGUUCCGUUAUGCGGAACCUCUGACGGAGACUUGUCUCGAGGAGAUGAGGCGGGACGGGGUGAAGCGUGCUAUCGCGUUCAGUCAAUAUCCUCAGUAUUCUUGUUCGACGACGGGGAGCAGCUUGAACGAGUUGAUGCGGGUCGCUACGAUCAAGGGGAAGACCCCGAAAGAGGGUGACAGCGAGGACAAGUUGAUCAAGGGAGGUCUUGGGUGGGGUGGGAAUGGAGAGGUCGAGUGGAGCGUCUUGGAUCGAUGGCCGACUCAUCCGGGGUUGGUCGAGGCGGUCGCUACGAACGUGAAGACCGCGUUGGAACAGUUCCCGGUGGAAGAGAGGAAGGAUGCUGUCAUCCUCUUUUCGGCGCAUUCGUUGCCGCUCUCGGUUGUCAACCGAGGCGACCCUUACAUCUCUGAAGUCGCCGCGACCGUGCACGCCGUCAUGACCCAGCUCGGAUUCACGAACCCUUACCGUCUGACGUGGCAGUCCCAAGUCGGACCUUCCGCUUGGCAAGGUCCCCAGACUUCGGAUUCGAUCAAGGGACUGGCCAAGCUGGGCAAGAAGAACGUCCUGUUGGUCCCGAUCGCUUUUACUAGUGAUCAUAUCGAGACGCUUUAUGAGCUGGACAUCGAGGUCAAGGAGGAGGCCGACGAGCUCGGAAUCAACCUAAAACGUGCGGAAUCCCUGAACGACUCUCCCAUCUUCAUCCGUGCCCUCGCGGACAUGGUCUCGAACCAUCUGAAGGAACAGGCCGAGGGCAAGGUCGGACCGACGAGCAUACAGAUGGGGUUGAGGUGUCCUGGCUGCACGAACCCUCGGUGUGGACAGGCGAAAGAGUUUUUCAGCAAGGGUGGGAAUGCGCAGGCGAUGGUCCAGCAGUGAAGCGGGAAUGAUGAGCGAGGUGUAAGAUGAUAGAAUGUCACGAUAUGAUCAACUGUAGCGAUCGGAUGGAAUUCUCGAUUGGCCGAUCCGAGGUCCGAGCAUUUCGAUCGUUGCAAGACUCUCGUAGCUUCAGAACCUGUAUACGAGUCGACCGAGGCCGCAAGCAUUCGUGGUAUUCAAGCAUUG
Filobasidium floriforme is the source of this 1547-nucleotide messenger RNA. Its product is annotated as putative ferrochelatase. Gene Ontology annotation, molecular function: protoporphyrin ferrochelatase activity. The record is from RefSeq and is a predicted model, not a curated record. The coding region runs from base 75 to 1361 and encodes 428 amino acids. Gene Ontology annotation, biological process: heme biosynthetic process. The transcript is spliced from 6 exons. Lineage: Eukaryota; Fungi; Basidiomycota; Tremellomycetes; Filobasidiales; Filobasidiaceae.